Molecule: messenger RNA, 2920 nt
Organism: Impatiens glandulifera
Lineage: Eukaryota; Viridiplantae; Streptophyta; Magnoliopsida; Ericales; Balsaminaceae
Product: receptor-like protein kinase HERK 1
Exons: 1
Coding region: 297-2786 (829 amino acids)
Biological process (GO): protein autophosphorylation
Cellular component (GO): plasmodesma; plasma membrane
Molecular function (GO): transmembrane receptor protein tyrosine kinase activity; ATP binding
Source: RefSeq, a predicted model, not a curated record
UUCUCUUUUGACUUGCUUUUUAUUAAAUUCUAAGAAAGAACCAGAGAGAAUUUGAUGCUAGUCUCUGUCUGUCUGUCACCAGCUUCUAGCUGGGCCACUUAAGUUCUUCAUUCACGCCCCUCUUAGAUUUCUUUUCUUCCUUUUUGUCUGCAACCUGCUGUUCUUGUUUAAGAUCUUCUUAAAUCUGUCAUAUCAGAUUAAACUAUUUGAUGGGUUUUCUCUGAUUACUACAAUCCAUCCAUCCUUGUAUUUGAUUUGAAGCUAAUGAACCACCACCCACUACUGGGUUUGCAAAGAUGAUGAAGAACAAGAUCGUGUUUUUCGUUUCUCUCUUAUUGAUUCCAUCUAUUAUUAACUGCAUCUUUACUCCUGUUGAUAAUUAUCUAAUCGAUUGUGGUUCUCCGGCCAACACAUCUGUUGGUAAUCGUGUCUACAUAGCUGAUAACUUAGCCGAUCGUCUUCUUUCUACCCCGCAACCCGUUCUAGCUUCCAAUCCUCAAUCGUCUUCCUCAAAUAUAUAUCAAACUGCGAGAAUUUUUGAUGCGAUUUCCAAGUAUUCAUUUCCAAUCAAACAACCCGGUCGUCACUGGAUCCGUCUGCAUUUCUUCCCCUUCGUUUACCAGAAUUUCAAUCUCACCACCGCAAGUUUCUCUGUCGAUGCCUUAAAUUUCGCCCUUCUUCGCGAUUUCACACCUUCUACAGAUCCCACCUUCAAAGAAUACUCUUUGAAUGUUACGUCAAAUUCCCUAGUGAUUACCUUUACCCCCUCGUCGAACUCAUUUGCAUUCGUUAACGCCAUAGAAGUUGUUUCUAUCCCAGAUGCUUUGAUAACAGAUGAUGCCACUUCCGUCGAUCCACCUAAUGUAUUCCAAGGUCUGCUUGGCGCGGCGUUGGAGAUUUCUUACAGGGUCAAUAUGGGUGGACCGAUUGUUUCGCCGGAUUCAGAUACACUCACGCGAACUUGGCUUCCUGAUCAGAGUUUCCUGUAUCAAAAGGACCUCGCCGCGAACAUGUCCAACAUUCCGGCUGUUAAGUAUCCUUCAGGCGGGGCUACUCCGGAAAUUGCUCCUGAUUCUGUCUACGGAACACUUACCCGUAUGAAAUCAGAUGACAAUCCGAACAGUAACUUCAACGUGACAUGGAAUUUCGAUGUGGAUCCUGGGUUUCAGUACCUUGUUCGAUUUCAUUUCUGUGAUAUAUUCAGUCCGUCUCUUAACCAGCUUUACUUCAAUGUAUUCAUCGAUUCAUGGAAGGUUGCUAGCGAUCUAGAUCUCAGCGUCUUAGCAAGGGCAUUGGCGACUGCUUAUUACAUUGAUUAUGUUACAGUUUUGACUGUUAGUAAUAAAAUGAGCAUUAGCAUUGGACCUUCACCCAUUAGAGAUUUAUAUCCCAACGCCAUUCUAAAUGGUCUUGAGAUUAUGAAGAUGAACAAUUCAAUGAGCAGUCUUACUAGUUUGCCUUCUACAGGUGGUUCAAGUUCGAGCUCGAAUUCGAAUACCCAUGUUGGUCUGAUUGUUGGUUUGAGUAUAGGUAUAUUUGUGGUUCUGCUAGUGCCUGGGGUUCUCUUUUUCAUGCGUAGAAGAAGAAAGAUGACAAGACUUCGUUCGAAAACAUGGGUCCCGAUAUCGAUGGGUGGAGAAGGAGCUUCACAUACUAUGGGCAGCAAAUUCUCCAAUGGAACCACAAUUAGUGCUGGUUUUAACAUGGGGUAUCAAAUUCCUUUCUCUACUCUUCUAGAGGCCACGAAUAGCUUCGAUGAGAAUUGGGUAAUCGGGAUUGGUGGGUUUGGAAAGGUUUACAAGGGAGUUUUGAACGACGGCACGAAAGUUGCUGUCAAGAGAGGAAACCCGAGGUCCCAACAAGGUCUAGCGGAGUUCCAAACUGAGAUCGAGAUGCUGUCUCAGUUUCGCCACCGUCAUUUGGUUUCCUUGAUCGGUUACUGCGACGAGAAGAACGAGAUGAUAUUGGUUUAUGAGUAUAUGGAGAAAGGAACCGUGAAGGGGCAUCUAUACGGGUCAGGGGAGCCGAGCUUAAGUUGGAAGGAAAGGCUGGAGAUAUGCAUUGGAUCAGCUAGAGGACUUCAUUACCUCCACACGGGAUACUCGAAAGCUGUUAUCCAUCGCGACGUGAAGUCGGCAAACAUACUUCUUGACGAGAACUUAAUGGCGAAAGUGGCGGAUUUUGGGCUGUCGAAAACAGGGCCUGAGAUAGAUCAGACUCAUGUUAGCACUGCUGUGAAGGGUAGUUUUGGUUAUCUUGAUCCUGAAUAUUUCAGAAGACAACAGCUGACUGAGAAGUCUGAUGUGUAUUCUUUCGGAGUGGUGUUGUUCGAGGUUGUUUGUGCUCGACCUGUUAUAGACCCGUCACUCCCCAGGGAGAUGGUGAAUCUUGCUGAAUGGGCGAUGAAAUAUCAGAAACGCGGGCAAUUAGAACAGAUAAUCGAUCCAACUCUUGUGGGUAAGAUAAGACCGGAUUCUCUGAGGAAAUUUGGAGAAACUGCAGAGAAGUGUUUGGCUGAUUAUGGUGUUGAUAGGCCAUCAAUGGGAGAUGUGUUGUGGAAUCUUGAAUAUGCACUUCAACUUCAAGAAGCUGUUGUUGGGAAUGAACCGGAGGAGAACAGCGCCAAUUUGAUUAUGAACCUGUCGCAGCCGCCGCCUGAGGUUCCUGUUUCGCAGGACGCGGAGGCGGAUGUUGGCUGGGCUCGCAGUCAGUUAGAAGACAAUGAUCUUUCUGGGAUUUCCAUGAGCAGGGUUUUUUCACAACUGGUGAAUUCAGAGGGCAGAUAGAUAUGAUCAAAUGGGAUUUUUAUUUUGCUGUUUUUGAGCAUAUAUUUAUUUAUUAUAUAUCAUUGUAUGAUUCAUUUUUCAAUUUAAACAGAUGUUUUGUUUCAAUCUUACUGUUCAGAUAAUGGUUUGUUUUU